AUGCCCCUACAGUCGAAAGUGGUUAACGAGCAACCGAAUAUAGAAAACACCCUAUUGUACUCCACAUAUCAAGCCUCAAGUCCAGCUAGAUUCUCGACCGAUGAUGACAAGUUUAUCAUGUAUGGUGGUGGUCCAUCCUACAUCAUUCAAUGCAAAAACGUAUCAAAACUUCGACCCCUUUCAAGCGACCGAGUCUCCUUGUUUGUGUUAUCCUCACAUUUCAUUAUAUGGUCCAACAAAGAUAAUUUAGGUGUUGAGAUACCGUAUCAACUGAUUUUUUUGCAUGCCUUAGAUAAGAAUUCACUAUACCUACAAGUUCAGAACAGUCCAGUACUCGGUGACUCACUGGAUGAGAUUUUGGAAAUUAGUUUGAUUGAAAGCAGUGACCAUGGAAAUGCGAAUGAGCUAUUUACCAAGGUCAAUGGAAAUGCCGAAACUGUAUACCAUGCCAUGUCAACAUGCUCAGCCAUGCACUAUGAUUCCGAAGGCGAAGAUGAUGACGAAAUGAUGGAUCAUAACCAUGAGACACAUUCUCCGACUAUAGAAAUUCCUGAAAAUUGUCUUAAUGGUGAAGCGUCCCACAUUCAAGUGAGACUGUUCAAGAACGAUGGACAUGCUGAUGAUCUAGAUGAAGAAGAAGAUGAAGAAUUAGAGGAAGGCAUAGUUGCGGGGAUGAGUGUUGAUGUUGGAUACGCUCAGAUAGCAGGUAGUAAAAGAAUCGAUCAAGAUGAUGAUUUGGUGUGUAGUAGUAAGAGAAAUAGAAAGCAGUGA
Lodderomyces orthopsilosis Co 90-125 is the source of this 771-nucleotide messenger RNA. RefSeq lists its product as uncharacterized. Gene Ontology annotation, cellular component: spliceosomal complex; cytosol. The record is from RefSeq and is a predicted model, not a curated record. NCBI's taxonomy places the organism in Eukaryota, Fungi, Ascomycota, Pichiomycetes, Serinales, Debaryomycetaceae. Bases 1 to 771 code for a protein of 256 amino acids. Gene Ontology annotation, biological process: mRNA cis splicing, via spliceosome. The transcript has a single exon.